GGUGGAAUUGAUGAUUUAUUGUGUUCUAAUAGGGACUGGAGCUGGAAACUGUCAACGCAAACUCAAGUCAAACUUGAAGAUGAAGUUCCAAUGUGUGUUUGAGGGAAUCGCUAAAGCAGGAAACCCAUCUCUUCUGAACCAGAUCUACACAGAGCUCUACAUCACAGAGGGAGGGACUGGAGAGGUCAAUGAGGAACAUGAGGUCAGACAGAUUGAAAGAACAUCCAGAAAACCACACAGACCAGAAACAACAAUCAGACAAGAAGACAUUUUAAAGCCAUCACCUGAAAGAGAUCAACCAAUCAGAACAGUGAUGACGAAGGGAGUGGCUGGCAUUGGGAAAACAGUCUUAACACAGAAGUUCACUCUGGACUGGGCUGAAGGCAAAGCCCACCAGAACAUCCAGUUCAUAUUUCCAUUCACCUUCAGAGAGCUGAAUGUGCUGAAAGAGAAAAAGUUCAGCUUGGUGGAACUUGUUCAUCGCUUCUUCACUGAAACCAAAGAAAUCAGCAGCUUUGAAGACUUCCAGGUUCUCUUUAUCUUGGAUGGUCUGGAUGAGAGUCGACUUCCUCUGGACUUCACCAACAAUGAGAUCCUGACUGAUGUUACAGAGUCCACCUCAGUGGAUGUUCUACUGAUAAACCUCAUCAGGGGGAAUCUGCUUCCCUCUGCUCUCCUCUGGAUAACCACACGACCUGCAGCGGCCAAUCAGAUCCCUCCUCAGUAUGUUGACAGGAUUACAGAGGUCAGAGGGUUCACUGACCAACAGAAAGAGGAGUAUUUCAGGAAGAGAUUCAAAGACGAGGAGAAGGCCAGCAAGAUCAUCUCCCACAUCAGGACAUCACGGAGUCUCCACAUCAUGUGCCACAUCCCAGUGUUCUGCUGGGUCGCUGCUGCAGUUCUGGAGGUGUUGGAAGUAGAAAAGAGAGGGGAGCUUCCCAAGACCCUAACUCAGAUGUACAUCUACUUUCUGGUGUUUCAGAUUAACAUGAGGAAGACCAAAUAUGAUAGAGCAUCUGUGGCAGAUCCACACUGGAGUCCAGAGAGCAGAAAAAUCAUUGUGUCCCUGGCAAAACUGGCUUUUGAUCAGCUUCAGAAAAGAAACGCUAUCUUCUAUGAAUCACACCUGCUAGAGUGUGGCAUCGAUGUCAGAGCAGCCUCAGUUUACUCAGGAGUGUUCACAGAGAUCUUUAAAGAGGAGACAGGGCUGCACCAGAAGAAGGUAUUCUGCUUUGUCCAUCUGAGUGUUCAGGAGUUUCUGGCUGCUCUUCAUGUUCAUCUGACCUUCAUCAACUCUGGGAUCAACCUGAUGGAAGAACAGUCAACAUCCUUGAGAUCUGAGACGAGAGAAGACGAGUCUGCAGAAACGGAUAUUUACAGGAGUGCUGUUGACAAGGCAUUGCAGAGUUCCGACGGGCACCUGGACUUGUUCCUGCGCUUCUUCAUGGGUCUUUCAGUACAGAACAACCAGAGACUUCUGGAAGGUUUGUUGAGACAAACCCCAUGCUGUUCCAAUACCAAUCAGGAAACUGUCCAGUAUGUCAAAAAGAAAAUCAGUGAGAAUCUACAAGCAGAAAAAAGCAUAAACCUUUUUCAUUGUCUGAGCGAGCUGAACGACCGUUCCUUGAUGGAGGAGAUUCAGCGUUCACUGGAUUCAGGAAGUCUCUCCCCAGAACGACUGUCACCUGCCCAGUGGUCAGCUCUGGCUUUUAUCUUGACUUCAUCUGAACAAAGUCUUGAUACUUUUGACCUGAAAAAGUAUUCAGCCUCAGAGGAUACCUUCCUAAGAUUGCUGCCGGUGGUCAAACAAUCAAAGAAAGCUAUCCUGAGCCAUUGUAACCUCUCAGACAGAAGCUGUGAGACACUGUCAUCGGUUCUUGGCUCCUACUCAUCAAGCUUGACAGAGCUUAACCUGAGUAACAACAACUUGAAGGACUCUGGAGUUUUCCUCCUAUGUUCUGGACUGGAGAGUCAAGAUUGUGCCCUGGAAGCUCUGAGGCUGAGCUCUUGUAAUCUGUCGGGAACCAGCUGCAAACAUCUGUCCUCGGUGCUACGGUCCCAGUCCUCUCGUCUGACUGACUUGGACCUCACUAACAAUGACCUCAGCGACUCGGGGGUGAACCUCCUGUCUGCAGGCCUGGAAAGUCCACACUGCAAACUGCAGACUCUGAGCCUGUCAGGCUGUCUGAUCACAGAGGAAGGUUGUGCUUUUCUGGCCUCUGCUUUGAGCUCCAACCCGUCUCAUUUGAGGGACCUGGACCUGAGCUACAACCAUCCAGGAGAAGAUGGAGAGAAAUUGAUGACGGCUCGAUUAGAAGAUGGCCGUUCCAGACUGGAGACUCUCAGGAUGGAGCCUGCUGGAGUCCAAUACUUGAAACCAGGUUUAAGGAAGUAUUCCCGUCGGCUUGUUUUUGACCGGAACACGAUGCACAGAAACCUAAAGCUGUCUGAGGAUAACAGGAAGGUGACGCAUGUGGAGGAGGACCAGCUCUACUCGGAUCAUCCGGACAGGUUCGACUGGUGCCGCCAGCUGCUGUGCAGAGACGCUCUGAUUGGCCGCUGCUACUGGGAGGUGGAGCGGAAAGGAAGAGUUCAUGUUUCAGUGAGUUACAGAGGAAUCGGCAGGAAGGGAGACAGCGACCUCUGUGAGUUGGGAUACAAUGAAAAGUCCUGGAGUCUCUUCUGCUCUGACGGCAUUUACUCUGUCUAUCACAACAACAAAGGAACAUCGGUUAGUCUCAACUCCAUCUCCUCCUCCUCCUCCUCCUCCUCGGUCACCAGCAGAGUGGCCGUCUACCUGGACCAUCCUGCUGGCCUGCUGUCCUUCUACAGAGUCUCCUCAGACUCGUUGAUCCACAUCCACACCUUCAGCACCAGCUUCUCUGAACCUCUGCAUCCUGGGUUUGGAGUCGGCUUCAGGCCGGGUCCCUCCGUGUCUCUCUGUUUGGUUUAGACCCGGAAAGACGCGUUCCAUCACUCCUGCUGGAAAGCCUUCAUGCUUUUAGCAUCA
This is a messenger RNA of Cyprinodon variegatus (sheepshead minnow), 3010 nucleotides long. RefSeq names its product protein NLRC3-like. Bases 11 to 2953 code for a protein of 980 amino acids. The transcript is spliced from 6 exons. Lineage: Eukaryota; Metazoa; Chordata; Actinopteri; Cyprinodontiformes; Cyprinodontidae. Gene Ontology annotation, molecular function: protein binding. The record is from RefSeq and is a predicted model, not a curated record.